AGGCGGGCGGCGGGCAUGCCCUGACCGGGGGAAGGUUUUUAGCUAUUUCGCCCGUGGUUUGAGCGGGGCAGCCUUCAGACUAACAUGAAACAGCAGAGGGUGAGCACCCUAGUUUUCACACACUAAAGGUGCUGAAGAGAGUGAGCGCACCUCGGCCCCACACUAGUGGAGAGGAGAAGAGUAGACCAGUUGCACAGCAGCAGGGCAACAUGUUUAAAACCAGCUACUUGCGUGAGGUCCGCAAGGAAAAGUAUGAGCGUUCGGAUGUUUUUGAGGAAGUAAGCAGCCCGGACGCCAGCUACACCUCCACAGGUCCCACAGCCGCUCAAGGAUGGGAAAGCUUACAGGAGCUGAACAGCCGCUUCGCCCGUUACAUCAACCGGGCUCGGGUGCUGGAGCAGCGCAAUGCCAUCUUUCGCAAGCAGCUGGAGACGCUGCAGCGGAUGGAGGAGGCGUCUGGCCUGGAGGAGGCGUUCAGUGAGCAGAUCAAUCUGAACCGCCAGCGCAUCCGGGAGCUCUACUCGGAUCGGGCCAAGCUGGAGCGAGAGCUGAAGGAUGCAGAGCGUAUGCUAGAUGAGUUCACCAACAGGUAUAGAAAUGAAUGUGACUAUCAAGAACAGCUGCGAGGCACACUGGGACAACUUAAUAAGGAAGCUGACAAUGCCCUACUUAGAAACCUUGAGUACCAGAUCCAAUCUCAGUUCCUCCAAGAUGACUUUAACUCCACCAAAGAUAGACACAAAAAGAAUCUGGCAGAAAUCCAGACUUACGUGAACAUUCUGCAACAAAUCAACCAGACAACUCCUCUUUUGCCUAAUAUGUCAGUUGGGAUAUCAGAGGAACAGGAGAAACUCCUCGCUCAGCGGCGCGUUCCAGCCCUGCAGAGUCAGCUGGAAGAGUAUAAGAGCGCCCUCUGCCAGCUGAAAGCACAGAAACAAAGACUGCAGACCGAGACUGCUGUGUUGGAGCAAGCCAUCAAAGGCACACAGGAGAGCUAUGAUGAUGAGAUUCAGCUGUACAAUGAGCAGAUUGAGACACUGAGGAAGGAGAUCGAGGAGGCCGAACGCACCCUGGAGAAGUACACCAAUGAAUGCAGGCACCUGGCAAUGUAUCAAUCCUCCCUAGAUAAUGAGCUGGAGAGAUAUAAAAGGAUCAUUGAAAACGAGGACAACAGGUUAAAUUCAGCUAUAAUUGGAACUCCGAUUACGUUGUUCACAACUAAUUUCAGACACAUUCACAACUCCACGGUACCCAGGGGAGGGAAAGACAUCACUCAGGCCAUACAGGAUAUCACCAGUGUGAAAUCUCGUCAGAAAAAUCUGGCAAAGAAGGUGAACAAAAAGAGAGAAAUCACCCCAAGAGAUGUGAUGGAUAGUGGUCAUGAGGAGAGGGUGUCUGGGGUUGAUCAUCUGGAGGAUGACAGGCACGGCAUGGAGGUGGAGGAGGGGGACGUGAGGCGGGAGGAUGCGCCCCUUCUCUCUGGGGUUGUCCGUGAAGAUGUUCCAGAUGGUGCUCAGAUCAGUAAGGCAUUUGACACACUGUGUAACAUCGUCCGAGACCGCAUAAGGAAAUACAAGAAGCCUGAGCCUAUGGCUGACUUUUACACUAAAGGCCGCUAUGUUCUGGUCACUGGUGACUCAAGCUACCUUGACCCCUGCUUCUUCACAUCUUCUCCUUCUGGGGGUCAUGUCUUUGUGACCAUUUGGGAUGGAAUGAUGCCUCCUUAUGACCCUUAUGCCACACCCUCAAAACCAUUUCCCAUCCCAAGCCCUGCCCCUGCCCCUGCCCCUGCCCCUGCCCCUGCCCCUCGGCCUCGCUCUCCCUCUUCCCCCUCAGAUGACCCGCAGGGCAACAAAGGAAAGGGAGAGAGAGAAGGGGACAACAAGGGCAACGCCAAAGAGGGAGGAAAUGGCGGGAAAGGGAAUCAGAAAUCAAAGAACGGAGACCCCUUUCCAAAAGCCAAGGACCCUGGACCCACCUCUCCCAAUGCAAACCAAGGACCCACCCCUGCCCCUACCACACCCAAGAAUCCCAGUGCAGGGCAGCCAGGGCAGCCAGGGCAGCCAGGACAGCCAGGUCAGCCAGGGCCCCGUAAUGGUAGGAACAUGGAUGACAUCAAUUCCCGCAGGGGGCCACCACCCAUGCCUUUCCCCAGAAGCAGCAUCCCCCCCGACUCGAUGAGUUAUGAAAAGGUGGAGGUGGUAGAGUCUGUAGAGAAGCUGUCACCUGACAACAAAGUCAAGGGCUAUGAAGAAACAGCCAUGGUUGUAGAGACCAUGAUUGAAAAGACCAGCAAAAAGAAACAUGGCGACCGAACCUGAAAUGAUGAAAAAUAACAGUCUACAACAACACCCUAACAAACAAUGCCACAUUCCAGUGCUCCUGCCUCAUCACUGCAAGUGAAGUGAAGAAUAUUCUUCAUCAUGUUCCUGCUGGGUCUUACAGUGCAACUUACCUCUCUCAGCCAAUUAGUCUGGCCUUUACUGUCUGAAAACUUGGGGAUCAUUUUUUUUUAAGGCCAUGCCCUCCCCCUUAAAAUCAUAAAUGAAAUAGAAUCUGAAUGUUCCCCAUUUCUAAUUUGAGUAAUGCUGCUGCCCUCAUAAAUAUACCCUCAUACAAUACUCCUCACAAGUUCUGUCUGAAAAGUCUGGUACACAAAAUACCUGAGUUAUUUGCCAGCACAGCUCUGCUGUGUGUUGUUUUCAAAAUAAAAUCUGAAACCUCUCAAGUCCAUGUAUCUGGUUGUUCUGUCUCUGACUAUAUGCACAAAUAUAGGAUAGGAUGGAAUACAGACAAGGGUUAUACUUAAUAUUAAGUAUUCAUAUUAUAAUGUAAUUAAGAAAUGAUUAUGUAUUUCUCAUAUAAGUUUCCAUGGUCAUAACAGCAUCACUAAAUGAAGGUGUUUUAAAUGAAGCAGUCGCCAGAGGUUCCUGGUCCAGAUUUCAUAAGAGUACCUGAUUUGGAGAGGUGAAAACAUCUAUGGUGAUCUAUUCUUGUAGAAACCCACUGCCUAGUCAGACACACUGCUCAAAUGGUGGUCUCUGCAAUUGAUUUCUGUAAUUCUGUUUUGCAUGCUAUCAUUUGUUAGUAGUCAGGAAUGUCUUUUCUCAACUACUCAAUCUGAUUCAUGAACAGUGUGGCUUGUGUCUACAUCAUGCAUGAGAUUGGUGUUACAGGCAAGGAAAACAGAAUAGUCCCUUUCAAGUUGUGAUUUGCAAAAGAUUUACGUGAGACUCAUUUCAAUGACCUCAUGGAAAUACGUCUAUAAUAUCUUUACCUAAAUAUUACUGGAGUGAAGUCUCCUUAUUCAGUCCAGUACUCUAAGAAAACAUUUAGUAGAUUUAUUAUUAGAUAGAC
This is a messenger RNA of Clupea harengus (Atlantic herring), 3357 nucleotides long. RefSeq names its product beaded filament structural protein 1 (gene bfsp1). The record is from RefSeq and is a predicted model, not a curated record. NCBI's taxonomy places the organism in Eukaryota, Metazoa, Chordata, Actinopteri, Clupeiformes, Clupeidae. Gene Ontology annotation, biological process: lens fiber cell development. Gene Ontology annotation, molecular function: structural constituent of eye lens. Gene Ontology annotation, cellular component: intermediate filament; cytoplasm.